UACAAACCAGAAUGCCACCAAAUAAAAUCAUGAACAAAAUUAUGAGAAGAAAAUAACACAUGAAUGCAUAGUGUGUCUCUCCUUGAUCCCCUUUACGAGGAAGAUCAUGAAGAUGUUUGGAAUAAAGUCUUUUGGUCGUAAAAAUGAUAAACAAAAACAAACCAAAGAUGAUUCUAGCAGCCAAUACAGUCUUACCGGAUUCAUUCCAUCUCUCGGUGCCGCCACCAUGUAUGGCAGCAAGAGACAAGAGCUCCGGCGUUACAUCAUCUCCCCAAGCAACCGUUAUUAUAGACAAUGGUGCAAAUUUUUGAUGAUAUGGGUUGUCUACACUGCAUGGGUGUGUCCUUUUGAAUUUGGGUUUCUUGAGAAAUCAAGGGGUGCACUAGCUUAUGCAGACAGCAUUGUGAAUGGAUUUUUUUUCAUUGACAUUGUUCUCACCUUCUUUGUUGCCUACGUUGACAAGACUACUUUUCUACUCGUCGACGAUCGAUGGAAAAUUGCUUCGAGAUAUUUGAAAUCUUGGUUCAUCCUUGAUGUGUUCUCUAUCAUUCCUUUUGAAGGUUCUAUGUUUUUGUUGCCAGAUUCACUCGAGAUGUAUGGCUACUUCAAUAUUUUUCGCCUUUGGCGCCUUCGUAGAGCUAGUGCCAUGUUUUCAAGGUUAGAAAAGGAUAGGAAUUAUAACUACUUUUUGGUGCGCUGUUUAAAACUGUUAUGUGUAUCACUAUUUGAGGUGCAUUGUGCUGCCUGUUUUUUCUAUUUUCUGGCUACAGUACGCAACGAUAAGAAAGCUUCAUGGCUAUCACUUGUCUAUGAUGCAGACCACCUAACACUAUGGGAUGGAUAUGUAGCAUCAAUAUAUUGGUCCAUAUGUACACUUUCAACAGUUGGUUAUGGAGAUUUGCAUCCUGUAAACACAGAUGAAAUGAUAUUUGACAUUUUUUAUAUGCUAUUCAAUUUUGGACUUCAUGCAUAUCUUAUAGGAAACAUGACCAAUUUGGUUGUGCAUUGGACAAAUAGAACAGAGAGCUAUAGGGAUACUGUCCAAGCUGCAUCAAAUUUUUCUCGUAGGAAUCGGUUACCUAAACGGUUACAAGAGCAGAUAUUUGCUCAUUUUCAUAUGAAGUACAAAACAAAUUUAGAAGGAUUAGAGCAACAAGAGAUAAUGGAUUCCCUUCCAAAAGCCAUUAAGUCGAGCAUUGCACACUACCGAUUCUUUGAACGCAUCCAAGACGUAUACUUGUUUCAUGGUGUGUCAAACGACUUACGAUUUCAACUGGUGACGGAGUUGAAGGCUGAGUUUUUUCCUCCAAAGGAAGAUGUAGUCUUGCAGAAUGAAUCACCAACAGACUUUUAUAUAAUGGUUGUUGGAGCUGCAGAUCUUAUCCUUAAUGAGAAUGGAAAAGAAAAGUCUUUUAAAGAGGCAACGUCAGGAGAUGUUUUUGGAGAAAUAGGAGUGUUAUGUUAUAGGCCACAACCUUAUACAGUUCGGACCAAACGAUUAAGCCAGAUCUUGCGUUUAAGUAGAUCAACAUUUCUAACCCUUGUUCAUAACAAUGUUGAAGACGGAACAAUAAUAAUGAACAAUUUUCUUCAGCAUGUGCAAAAUUUAAAGUAUCCGAUGAUUGCUAGUGUUCAAACUGAAAUAGAAUCAAUGUUGUCAAAAGGAAAAAUGGAUUUGCCUAUAAGUUUAAUAUAUGCAGCUAACAAACCUGAUGACAUGUUGUUGCAUCAAUUGCUGAAGAAAGGUUCAGAUCCAAAUGAAAUAGAUAAUAAAACUGGAAGGACAGCACUGCAUAUUGCAGCUUCUAAAGGUAAUAACCAUUGUGCGGUUUUGCUUCUUGAAUUCGGAGCUGAUCCCAACAUACAAGAUUUUGAAGGAGAUAUACCACUAUGGGAAGCAAUUAAGGGAGGGCAUGAAUCAAUGAUAAAACUACUUAUGGACAAUGGUGCAGAUAUAUCUUCUGCUAAUAUAGCUAGUUUAGCAUGCUUUGCUGUGGAGAAAAAUAACAUUCAAUUCCUGAAAGAUAUUGUAAAAUAUGGUGGUGAUAUUGUGACAAAGUCCACAAAUGAUGGAACCACUGCACUUCAUACUGCUGUGUGUCAUGGAAAUGUAGAAAUAGUGAAGUUUCUUGUAGAACAAGGAGCAGAUAUUGAUAAGCCAGAUGGCUUUGGUUGGAGUUCAAGAGCUUAUGCAAAUCAAGAAUGCCAUGAAGAAAUACAAAAUAUGUUUAAAGAAAUUGAACAAGAUAACACAAUUCCUUAUGAUAUUUCAUCAACGCGAAAAAAUAAUGGAAGGCUAUUUAUUGAAACGGAUCAAAGUGAACCUUCUAUGCUAGCUAGUCCUCGAGGUGGUAUGUUUCCACCUAAUCAAGAACCUUCUAUGCUAGCUAGUCCUCGAGGUGGUAUGUUUCCACCUAAUCAAGAGUUAACAUGGUUGGAUAGUCCUCAGAGAAGGAAGGUUAGCCUCCCUUAUGAUAUUCCAUCAAGGCCAAAAACUAAUGGAGGGCCAUUUAUUGGAAUCCCUCAAAGUGAACCUUCUAUACAAGCUAGUCCUCAGAGAAGAAAGGUUAGCCCUUUUAGAAAUUCCUUUUUUGGAAUGAUUGCAGCUGCUAAUCGAGAUAAAGUGGGUUCCCCCUCAUCUCAAAGCAGUACUGCACCAAUUAGAGUAAUGCUUAGUUGUCAAGAAAAAAGUGAACAUCCUAAAAGGCUUGUUUUUCUACCAAAGUCCCUUCAAGAGUUGCUAGAUGUUGGUGCUAAAAAGUUUGACUUUUCUCCCACCAAAAUCUUGACUGAAGAUGGAGCUGAAGUUGAAGAAAUAAACUUGAUAAGAGAGGGUGAUCAUCUUAUUCUUGCUUGA
This is a messenger RNA of Medicago truncatula (barrel medic), 2857 nucleotides long. RefSeq names its product potassium channel AKT1. Gene Ontology annotation, molecular function: voltage-gated potassium channel activity; protein binding. Gene Ontology annotation, cellular component: membrane. Gene Ontology annotation, biological process: potassium ion transport; transmembrane transport. NCBI's taxonomy places the organism in Eukaryota, Viridiplantae, Streptophyta, Magnoliopsida, Fabales, Fabaceae. The record is from RefSeq and is a predicted model, not a curated record. The transcript is spliced from 12 exons. Bases 107 to 2857 code for a protein of 916 amino acids.